CAUCGUCUAUUUCCAUAAGAGGGUAUACGUAUCACACUAGUGUUUCUCGUGCGAUUUUGUGACUCUUUCUCUCUCCUCUUUGUCUCUCUACUCGUGUUUGGAUGCAUCACGUAUGCAAGACAGCACAAAGUCGGACAACACCACCACCUUCCUAUCUCAUUCGCGAAAUUGCCGACACAAAUUCAAACCCAAUUGAUUUCUCCUCUCAAAGGUAAUGGCUGGGAAGAAAGUUAUAGUUAUAUGUCAGUCUGGGGGCGAAUUCGAGACUGAUAAUGAAGGGACGUUGUUAUAUAGAGGUGGAGAUGCGCAUGCAAUGGAAAUUGAUGACCAAAUGAAGUUUAACGAUUUCAAGUCGGAGGUGGCAGAGAUGUUCAACUGGAGUCUUAGUACCAUGUCUAUCAAAUAUUUCCUCCCUGGAAAUAAGAAGACACUCAUUACAGUCUCCAAUGACAAGGACCUUAAGCGCAUGAUAAAAUUCCAUGGUGACUCUAGCACCACAGAUAUAUAUGUUAUGAUGGAAGAAGUCGUUGCCCCUGAUGUCUCAGACAUGCCUGCUAGUAGGUCGAGCAGGACAACCUUGUCAGAAGCAGACGUUCCAAUUGAUGCUUCUCUAAGUGUCAUAGACGAUGUUGUGGAUGACCCAACCCAGCCCGGUCUGCUGCUUGAUGCCUCUUUUGAUGUUGUAGUUGAUACCAGCGAUGCUGAUGCCCAUGUUGAUAUACCCAUUGAAAUGCCUCCAGUUCUUACUUAUAUUGGUUCCCACGACGAGAAGCAUAUAAAAGCUGCACAGCAAUGGCAGAAUAAUAUCACAGGCGUGGGCCAACGGUUCAAUAGUGUUCAUGAAUUUCGUGAGGCUUUGCGUAAAUAUGCCAUUGCACAUCAGUUUGCAUUUAGGUAUAAGAAGAACGAUAGUCAUCGAGUAACUGUUAAAUGCAAAGCAGAAGGUUGUCCAUGGAGAAUUCAUGCAUCAAGGUUGUCGACCACUCAAUUAAUUUGUAUUAAGAAAAUGAAUGGAACGCAUACAUGUGAAGGGGCUGCUGUAACGACUGGGUAUCAGGCAACAAGAAGUUGGGUGGCAAGUAUCAUCAAGGAGAAGUUGAAAGUUUUUCCAAAUUACAAGCCAAAGGAUAUUGUCAAUGAUAUCAAACAGGAAUAUGGAAUUCAAUUAAACUACUUUCAGGCAUGGCGUGGGAAAGAGAUAGCUAAAGAGCAGCUUCAGGGUUCAUAUAAAGAGGCAUACAGUCAGUUACCCUUUUUCUGUGAGAAGAUAAUGGAGACAAAUCCUGGUAGUCACGCUACUUUCACAACCAAAGAAGACUCGAGUUUUCAUCGCCUCUUUGUAUCAUUCCAUGCCUCAUUGUAUGGCUUCCAACAAGGUUGUCGACCACUUCUUUUCCUUGAUAGCAUACCCUUGAAAUCAAAGUACCAAGGCACAUUGUUGGCUGCAACAGCUGCUGAUGGGGAUGAUGGUGUUUUUCCUGUUGCCUUUGCUGUAGUAGACGCAGAAACUGAUGAUAAUUGGCGUUGGUUUUUGCAACAAUUGAAAUCAGCAUUCCCAACACUUCAUGGUAUAACAAUUGUGGCAGAUAGAGAGAAGGGACUAAAGGAGUCAAUUGCUGACAUAUUUCAGAAUGAUGGUAUAUUCCAUGGCUACUGCAUACGAUAUCUUUCGGAGCAACUUAUUAGAGAUUUGAAGGGGCAGUUUUCUCAUGAGGUGAAGCGUUUCAUGGUUGAGGAUUUUUAUGCUGCUGCUUAUGCUUCUAAGCCUGAAAGCUUCCAAAGGUGUGUUGAAAGCAUUAAAGGUAUUUCAUUGGAAGCUUACAAUUGGGUUAUGCAAAGUGAGCCCGUGCAAUGGGCAAAUGCAUUCUUCCAGGGUGCGAGAUAUAACCAUAUGACAUCAAACUUUGGAGAGCUUUUCUACAGCUGGGCAUCAGAUGCACACGAAUUACCAAUAACUCAGAUGGUCGAUGCGAUAAGGUGUAAAAUUAUGGAGUUAAUUUAUACUCGACGGGCAGAUUCUAACCAAUGGUUGACUAGACUUACUCCAUCUAUGGAGGAAAAACUAGAAAAAGAAAGCAUUGAGGUUCGUUCCCUUCAAGUGUUACUCUCAGCUGGGCAGAGAUUUGAGGUUCGUAGUGACACGGUUGUUGAAGUUGUUGAUCUUGAUCACUCUGCCUGUAGUUGUAAGGAGUGGCAGCUUACUGGUUUGCCAUGCUGCCAUACACUUGCUGUGCUUGGUUGUCUUGGGCGCGAUCCAUAUGAUUACUGUUCUAGAUACUUAACAACUGAUAGCUACAGAUUGACAUAUUCGGAGUCAGUACAUCCAAUUCCAAGUGUAGAUAGGCCCUUGCAAAAGGAUUCUUCUCAGGUUGCAAUAACCGUAACACCUCCUCCAACUCGUCGUCCGCCAGGAAGGCCUACAACUAAGCGAUAUGGAUCGCAAGAGGUAGUCAAACGUCAGCUUCAAUGCAGUCGAUGCAAGGGUACUGGGCACAACAAGUCAACCUGCAAAGAGUUUUUACUGGAGUGCUAGAUCAUGUUUACAUCAAUGGUGCAGGGCCAUGAAAAUGUGCAUCUAACAACUGCUGAGAAGGGUCUGAAAGCUAUACCAAAAACAGCAUUUCAGUGUUGAUAAUAACUAGUCAUGGUAUGACAAUGUACUUGGUAGAAGUUUUUUCUAUAAUUUAUUCUUCUUUUGAUUUGUGUUUUUAACUUUAAUUUCUUUCUAGUUGAGAGAAAUGAGAAAUUUAUUUAUCUUUUGAUAAUUAAUACAAGAAUAAGUUUCUCAUC
This is a messenger RNA of Cornus florida, 2790 nucleotides long. RefSeq lists its product as uncharacterized. The record is from RefSeq and is a predicted model, not a curated record. The coding region runs from base 215 to 2533 and encodes 772 amino acids. The transcript is spliced from 4 exons. NCBI's taxonomy places the organism in Eukaryota, Viridiplantae, Streptophyta, Magnoliopsida, Cornales, Cornaceae. Gene Ontology annotation, molecular function: zinc ion binding; protein binding.